AUGUCCUUCCAAGGCAAGAAGAGCAUUCCCCGGAUCACGAGUGACCGCCUUCUCAUCAAAGGUGGGAAGAUUGUGAACGAUGACCAGUCCUUUUAUGCUGAUCUGUAUGUGGAAGACGGCCUGAUUAAACAAAUUGGAGAAAACCUCAUCGUCCCUGGGGGCAUCAAAACCAUCGAUGCUCAUGGCCUGAUGGUACUGCCUGGGGGAGUUGACGUCCACACCCGGCUGCAAAUGCCUGUGCUGGGCAUGACCCCGGCUGAUGAUUUCUGUCAGGGCACCAAGGCGGCCCUAGCGGGCGGGACCACUAUGAUACUGGACCAUGUGUUUCCCGAGGCUGGUGUGAGCCUGCUGGCAGCCUAUGAGCAGUGGCGGGAGCGAGCCGACAGCACAGCCUGCUGUGAUUACUCCCUCCACGUGGACAUUCCCCGCUGGCACGAGAGCACCAAAGAGGAGCUGGAGGCCCUAGUCCGGGACAAAGGUGUGAAUUCCUUCCUGGUCUUCAUGGCAUACAAGGACAAGUGCCAGUGCACUGACGGUCAGAUGUAUGAAAUCUUCAGCCUCAUCCGGGACCUGGGAGCCUUGGCCCAAGUGCAUGCAGAAAACGGGGACAUUGUGGAGGAGGAACAGAAGCGCCUCCUGGAGCAGGGCAUCACCGGCCCUGAGGGCCAUGUCCUCAGCCACCCAGAAGAGGUAGAGGCCGAGGCUGUGUACAGAGCAGUCACCAUUGCCAAGCAGGCCAACUGCCCACUGUACAUCACCAAGGUGAUGAGCAAGGGAGCGGCUGACAUGGUUGCCCAAGCCAAGCGCAGGGGGGUGGUCGUCUUUGGGGAACCUAUCACUGCCAGCCUGGGCACUGACGGCUCACAUUAUUGGAGCAAGAACUGGGCCAAGGCUGCGGCCUUCGUCACGUCACCCCCUAUCAACCCAGACCCUACCACCGCAGAUCACCUCACCUCCCUGCUGUCCAGUGGGGACCUCCAGGUGACAGGCAGUGCACACUGCACCUUCACUACUGCCCAGAAGGCUGUUGGCAAGGACAACUUCACACUGAUUCCAGAGGGUGUCAAUGGUGUAGAAGAGCGCAUGUCUGUGGUCUGGGAGAAGUGUGUGGCUUCAGGGAAAAUGGACGAGAAUGAGUUCGUUGCUGUGACCAGUACAAACGCUGCCAAAAUCUUCAAUUUUUACCCCAGGAAGGGGCGUGUGGCUGUGGGCUCUGAUGCUGACCUGGUCAUCUGGAACCCCAGGGCCACAAAAGUCAUCUCUGCCAAGAGCCACAACCUGAACGUAGAGUACAACAUCUUUGAAGGAGUGGAGUGCCGAGGAGUGCCCACAGUGGUCAUAAGUCAGGGCAGAGUGGUGCUGGAGGACGGGAACCUGUUUGCCACUCCAGGGGCUGGCCGCUUCAUUCCCCGGAAGACGUUCCCCGACUUUGUCUAUAAGAGGAUAAAGGCUCGCAACCGGCUAGCAGAGAUCCAUGGUGUGCCCCGAGGCCUGUACGAUGGGCCUGUCCAUGAGGUGAUGCUACCUGCCAAGCCAGGGAGCGGCACACCGGCUCGUGCAUCCUGUCCGGGCAAGAUCUCAGUGCCACCCGUGCGUAACCUGCACCAGUCGGGGUUCAGCCUAUCUGGUUCUCAGGCUGACGAUCACAUCGCCAGACGUACAGCUCAGAAGAUCAUGGCACCCCCUGGAGGACGCUCCAACAUCACCUCUCUUUCCUAG
This is a messenger RNA of Arvicola amphibius (Eurasian water vole), 1719 nucleotides long. It is a transcript of the gene Dpysl4, whose product is annotated as dihydropyrimidinase like 4. NCBI's taxonomy places the organism in Eukaryota, Metazoa, Chordata, Mammalia, Rodentia, Cricetidae. Gene Ontology annotation, cellular component: cytoplasm; cytosol. Bases 1 to 1719 code for a protein of 572 amino acids. The transcript has 14 exons. Gene Ontology annotation, molecular function: hydrolase activity, acting on carbon-nitrogen (but not peptide) bonds, in cyclic amides. The record is from RefSeq and is a predicted model, not a curated record.